Messenger RNA from Acanthoscelides obtectus, 1625 nucleotides. The record is from the annotation of a GenBank genome assembly. Lineage: Eukaryota; Metazoa; Arthropoda; Insecta; Coleoptera; Chrysomelidae.
CAUAACCUCAUAUGUUUUUCGGAUGAUGUGGAUAACAAGAUAUUUUUAUUAGUGAAAUAAACGAUUUUAUUGAUAAUAAACUAUAGACUGAAAGUCAAUGAGUGGAAUAAUAAAGAGACAUGUCUUUCCUUCAAGACUCCAUAGUGAUUUUUGCAUCUCAGGUAGUAUAACUUCAAUUUUAUACUGAAAUUAGUAUUGCACAAUUGCUCUGAUUUUAUUUCAGGUAGCAUUUUUUGUCGGAGCAUGGAUCUUUUUCAUGAAACAGUUAUUUAAGGAUUACGAAGUUCGUCAUGUUAUGGUACAACUGAUUUUCUCAAUUACACUUACACUUUCAUGCACGAUGUUCGAACUAAUCAUUUUUGAAAUAUUAGAAGUCUUGGAUUCCAGCUCUCGGUACUUCUAUUGGUACCUCAUGUUGUAUCUGCUUCUAUUUGUUGUAAUAGUAUUGAAUCCAUUUUAUAUUGGGUAUUAUUGCAUAAGCAAUGUUAGAUACGUUAAACCUGAAUAUAUCAAGCAUUUAACUGUACUGAUAUGGAUAGGGUUUUUGAUCAUAUUCUGGAAAAUAGGAGACCCAUUUCCAAUUUUGAGCCCCAAACAAGGCAUCUUAUCUAUGGAGCAAUUGGUUUCAAGGAUAGGAGUCAUUGGGGUAACAGUUAUGGCAGUUUUAUCUGGUUUUGGUGCUGUAAACUAUCCAUACACAUCAAUGACCUACUUUAUGAGAGAUGUGACAGAAGCUGACAUAUUAAAUAUUGAAAAGAGACUCCUACAAACUAUGAAUAUGAUAAUAAGCCGGAAGAAAAAGAUAGCUAUUGCUAAGAGACAAAACACAGAAGGUGUUGAAUCUCCACAAAGAAGAGGGAUUUGGGGUAUUCUAUCAUCUGUGGGUAUUAACAGGGGUCAAGAAAACAUUUCUCAGCUAAAGCUAGAAAUUGAAGGGUUUGAAGAAUUAAGCAGAACUCUAUUUUUGGAGUUGCAUGAAAGCCGUAAUAUGCUGGAGAGGAUAGAAUGGUCAAAGACCUGGAAAGGCAUUUACUUCAACUUUCUAGGUUAUAUAUUCUCUGGAUACUGCCUAUGGAAAAUAUUCAUUUGUACUGUAAACAUUGUGUUUGAUAGAGUCGGAAAGAAAGAUCCAGUGACAAGAGGGAUAGAGAUUGCUGUCCACUGGAUGGGCUGGGAUUUUGAUGUAAACUUUUGGUCUCAACAAGUGUCAUUCUAUUUAGUUGGAUGCAUUGUAGUUACAUCCAUUAGAGGGUUCAUUAUUACCCUAACCAAGUUCUUCAACCGGAUGUCAUCAAGCAAGAGCUCGAACAUAAUAGUGCUGGUGUUAGCGCAAAUAAUGGGCAUGUACUUCAUAUCAUCGGUGCUUCUACUUCGGAUGAAUAUGCCUCUUCAGUACCGUACCAUUAUCACUAAAGUGUUGGGUGCCUUACAGUUCAACUUCUAUCACCGAUGGUUUGACGUCAUAUUCCUUGUCAGCGCGAUCGGGAGCAUCGUGACUUUGUACUUGGCACAUAAACAGCCGAUUAAAGAAAGUGUGUGAUUAUUUUUAUAUUGUACAUAAUAUUUGUAAUACAAGAUUAUAAGUUUUUUGUAUCUUCUAAUACUCAAAUAUAACAUGCUAGAAA